Molecule: messenger RNA, 2208 nt
Organism: Necator americanus (New World hookworm)
Lineage: Eukaryota; Metazoa; Nematoda; Chromadorea; Rhabditida; Ancylostomatidae
Exons: 20
Coding region: 1-2208 (735 amino acids)
Biological process (GO): Ras protein signal transduction; protein phosphorylation
Cellular component (GO): cytoplasm
Molecular function (GO): protein kinase activity; ATP binding
Source: RefSeq, a predicted model, not a curated record
AUGAAUCGGAUGCGAACACGAGGAAAGGAACAGGAUCCAGCGUUGAGCCCUUCAUCACCUCUUCCCUCAGCAUCUUCAAGUAUCCCAAAUCUUUCACCGUUAACAUCACCGUGUCGAGACAGUCUUCCAUGCAAAUUAAUAUAUGUUCACCUUCCGUUCGACCAACACUCUCGCUUGGAAGUAAGAGCAGGGCAAACAGCUCGUGAUGCGAUUUCCAAACUUCUCAAGAAAAGAAACAUAACUCCCCAACUGUGUCAUGUGAACGUUUCCGAGGAUCCAAGGAGCCUGCAGAUCGACCUCAACGAGGAUCUGGAAUCAAUCGCUGCUCGUUUGGAAAAGAAUGAGCUCUGGGUGCACAGCGAGUAUCUCGAUACAGUUAGUUCAAUCAAACACACUAUCGUACGUAGGACUUUCAUUCCUCCUGUCAACUGCGAUGUUUGCAAGAACCCAAUUUGGCUCGUUGGUUACCGAUGCGAGUUUUGUCAAUUCAAAUUCCACCAAAGGUGUUCGUCGUUUGCGCCACUUUACUGUGAUUUAAUUCAAACUGUGCCGCGAGAUGAAGCUCUUGCACAACGCCUCCUCGACCUGGUGUCAAGAAUGGAAGGACAAGAUGCAGAGGCUGCCGGGAGAGUAGUGACCCAGCUACAACCAAAUCCUAGUCCAGCUCAUACCCCUGAGGGAAGUCAUGGUGACUUAACCCUCAAAAGGGGUGGUGGUGUGAAACGACAUCAACCUCCUGCAGCUAGCACCACCAAAGAGGGUGCUGGUCCUCUGGCUCCAUAUCCUCGUGAUAGGUCUUCUUCGGCUCCAAACAUCAACGCAAUCAAUGACGAAGUUGUUUUGGAACACAACCAGCGCAUUUUGGACGCCUUAGAAACGCAGCAUCACGCAGACGGUGAUAAUUCUUCGAGAUCAUUGAGAGGUGGCAAGCCUAGGCCACAAUUCCAGAGCGGCCAACUAACAGGGGUCAAUGUCACCGGAAGUGGAAUAGGUGCUCGAAAAGCGUCCAAUCGCCUACAUCCACGUUCAGACACUUCUCCAUUCGGCUCCAACUCUCCAUCAAGCACUUGCUCAUCUCCUCCUGCAAAUCAACUACACGCUGGUCAACUUCUACCACCUACUCUUCCGCUAACUCCUCCUCAGAGCGCUCCUCCACAAAAGUUUUCACCUGGAUUCUUUCGAGGAAGGAGCCGUUCUCCUGGAGAACGUCUGGAGCCGCACAGGACACGCGCGCUGGCAAAUAAAUUUGCUCAUGAGGAUUGGGAGAUUGACGAAAAGCAAAUUACUCUCCAGUGUAAGGUGGGAUCAGGUUCUUUUGGUACCGUCUACCGUGGUGAGUACUUUGGGCUUGUUGCGGUGAAGAAACUAAACGUUGGCGAGCCCACUCUUCAACAACUUCAGGCUUUCAAGAAUGAGGUAGCAGUGUUGAAAAAGACACGUCAUCUAAACGUGCUUCUUUUUAUGGGAUGGGUUCGUGAACCUUCGCUUGCCAUUGUAACUCAAUGGUGUGAAGGCAGUAGCUUGUACAAGCAUAUUCAUGUUGUAGAACCACGCGUGGAAUUCGAGAUGAGCACAAUUCUCGACAUUUUUAAACAAAUAACAUUGGGGAUGAAUUAUCUCCAUUCGAAAAAUAUCAUACACAGAGAUUUGAAAACCAACAACAUUUUCCUUAUGGACGAUAUGAGCACUGUCAAGAUCGGUGACUUUGGAUUAGCCACAGUAAAAACACGAUGGAGUGGAGGACAACAAAGUCAGCAACCAACUGGUAGUAUUCUGUGGAUGGCACCGGAAGUCAUUCGCAUGCAAGAUCCAAACCCUUACACUACACUUUCCGACGUGUAUUCGUUUGGAGUGGUUAUGUAUGAGGUUCUUUCCAGCUCCUUACCCUAUUCGAAUAUAAACAACAGAGAUCAGAUUCUGUUUAUGGUCGGUCGAGGUUAUUUAAAACCAGAUGUGACGAAAAUUAGAUCGGAUACUCCGAAAACAUUGAUGACGCUUUACGAACGGUGUAUUAAAUUCAACAGAGAUGAGAGACCCGAAUUCAAUGAGGUCCUCGAUAAGCUUCGAGGGAUUUCCCUUCCUAAAUUAACGCGGUCGACUUCCGCUCCAAGCCUAUACGGAGGUAUCGUGGGAUCAGUUGAACCUGAUGUCUUGCAGGUGUUGGAGAACGCUACAUACCAGCUUCUGGGUUUUUGCCAGUGUCUUUGA